Molecule: messenger RNA, 623 nt
Organism: Thecamonas trahens ATCC 50062
Lineage: Eukaryota; Apusomonadida; Apusomonadidae
Product: ubiquitin carrier protein
Exons: 2
Coding region: 138-587 (149 amino acids)
Source: RefSeq, a predicted model, not a curated record
CAAGGGCGCAUCUGACCGGUGGCCUUGGGGCGACAAGCCCGCGACCGGGUUCGGCUGCGUCGGAACGCAGCGGCGCGCGCCCGGGGAGCAGUCGAGGCGAGCGGGCGCGGGCUAAGCGCGUGAAGCAGGAGCUCGAGAUGGACAAGAUGGACCCUUCCGAUGAUUGGUCGUACGCGCUGCUGGAGGAGGACAACUACACUCAGCUGCGCGGAAUGGUGCUUGUCUCGACGCAAGGCUCGCCGUACGAGGGUGGCGUCUUUGAAGUUCUCAUCGAUGUGCCGGUUGGCUACCCGUACACGCCGCCAGAGCUGCACUUUGUCACGCCUGUCUUUCAUCCCUACGUAGAUGCGGCCUCGGGCGCGGUCUCGCUUCCCAUCCUAGGCGAGGCCUGGUCCCCGGCCGAGAGCCUCUCCACCGUCCUGCAGGCACUACACGAACUGCUUGUGUUUGAUGGCCUCGACGAUCCGUCGUUGUAUGCGGAUCAGGGCUAUGAGGUGCUCAACGACGAAGCUGCCGAGUUGUGGAUCGGAGAGAUCGACGCGUUCUGUGCGCGGGCGAGAGACGCAACUUGCAUGCAUGCUAUCUGACUGUGGCACGUCGCGUAAACAGCGGUUGGGAGAGUA